This is a messenger RNA of Carya illinoinensis, 1245 nucleotides long. RefSeq lists its product as uncharacterized. The transcript is spliced from 7 exons. The coding region runs from base 1 to 1245 and encodes 414 amino acids. The record is from RefSeq and is a predicted model, not a curated record. Lineage: Eukaryota; Viridiplantae; Streptophyta; Magnoliopsida; Fagales; Juglandaceae.
AUGGUCAAGUUUUUCAGGGUGUUAAUCAUCUGUUAUGGGGUUGUGAAUGGUAAGACAGUCUCUAGGCAGAAGGUUUUGGAAGUUGAAAGGAGAAUAAAUCGCAUCAGUAGGCAUGCAGUAAAAAGUAUACAGAGUGCAGAUGGAGAUACUAUUGAUUGCACAGACAUCUAUAAGCAGCCAGCCUUGGAGCAUCCUGCUUUAAGGAAUCACACCAUUCAGAUGACACCUAGUUAUGAUCCAAGCGAGACCAAAACAAUGUCAAAGUGGGAUCAUGAAGUCUCUUCCGUGAUUGUUACAUCACAACUAUGGCAGAAAAGUGGAAGCUGUCCCAAGGGAACAAUCCCCAUUAGAAGGAUUCGAAGAAGUGAUCUACUUAAAGCUGGCAAUUCAGUUGAGAACUAUGGAAAGAAGAAACCAAGCUUUCUGCAUCAAGUUGCUCAGCUAAAUGGCAGUCAGAACUCAGACCUUCUACAAAUGAAUCACUCGGGUUAUGUGAAUCAGAAGGCAAUAUUGGUGGCAUAUGGUUACAGAUUCUUGGGAGCAAAAGGAGAUAUCAAAGUUUGGAACCCCUAUGUUGAGUCGGAUGAUGAGUACAGUACUUCUGAAGUUUGUCUUGCCAGUGGCCCUAAUCAUGAUUUUGAGAGCAUUGAAGCUGGAUGGGCGGUAAAUCCAAGCUUAUAUGGGGACAGACACAGUCGUUUAUUUGCAUAUUGGACGGCUGAUGCUUCGAAGACAACAGGUUGCUUUGAUCUCACUUGUCCUGGUUUUGUACAAACCAGCCAUAUAAUUGCUCUUGGAGCAGCAAUUCAUCCAAUCUCAUUGCCUGGUCAACUUCCAUAUCAAAUAACCAUUUACAUCUUUAAGGAUUCGAACACGGGUAAUUGGUGGCUGCAGUAUGGAGAAAGAAUCAACAUUGGUUAUUGGCCACCUGAAUUAUUCAGAGAUUUGAGCUCCCAAGCAGUAGUUGUGGAGUGGGGAGGUGAAGUAUACAGCUCCAAACUGGGUCAUGCUGCCCACACUGCAACAGCAAUGGGUAGUGGAAACUUCCCAGAGCCUGAUUGGGGCAAUUCAGGUUGGAUAAAAAGAAUGAGAAUUCAUGACAAUUCUGCUGCCUUGAAGUUCCCAGAUUGGGUUGAAGCUUACUCAGAUGAGUACAACUGUUAUGAGGCUUAUUAUGUGAGUGAUUAUGUUGAAGAUCCUGAGUUUUAUUAUGGAGGACCUGGAAAAAAUUAUAUAUGCCCAUAA